UAUGCAAGAUUAAUUUCUUAACCCUAUCUAUUUGUCAGCACAUCAAUUAGCAGAUCUCUUUAAUAAUUCUUAGCCUGACAUUAAAUCCUUUGACGAAUCCAAAAUUCUCUCAUCUAUUCAUCCUGAUUCACCAUCUCAAUAACAACACGAAUUCAGCUUCUCUGAAUUACAAUAAAUUAAUUCAAAUCACUCUAUUCCAGAUAAUCAUAUUGAAACUUCAAAUCUUAUUGUAACCAAAGAUUAAUAUUUACAAAUCAUAUCACAAAUUGAAUUUAAUAUCAAACUUAACUAAUAAUAUCAUCAAUUACUUAAAGAAAAUUAAGAACAAUUAUAAAAACGAAAAUAACUUGAAGAUCAAAAUUCAGAAAUGUUAGAUUCUAAUUUUCAAAUCAAAAGAGAAAUUUAAGAAAUUAAAUAAAAAUUGUUUAUCACUUAAAGUGCAUUAUAAUUGCGCAAAGAUAAAUAGGUUAUUGAACUCAAAAAUUAACUCAAAGAACUUUAGCAUAAAAUAUCUGAAAAAAGAGAUACUAUCUAAUCGAAUAACUUUACUGAAAAUAGUACUGUUGAAUCAGAAAAAUCAAAUUCAUAGUAUUGCAAUACUAGCAGAUUAGUUCGAGUUGAAUAAAGCUCUUCAUAUCAUUAAUCUAACAACCCUUUUAAAAGUAGAAACAAUUCAUUGAAUAAAUUAAUUAAGAAUUGA
Paramecium sonneborni is the source of this 700-nucleotide messenger RNA. The record is from the annotation of a GenBank genome assembly. NCBI's taxonomy places the organism in Eukaryota, Ciliophora, Oligohymenophorea, Peniculida, Parameciidae.